GGCAAAGAUGACAUGGGAAGUAAUAUAAAGCGUACUUACAUUGAGUACAAGUCUGCUGAAAUCAAUAUUUUGCUAUGAUGUAGCGAUGCGUUGGCCAUCGACUCGAAGUAGAUGCUGAUGUCAACAGACAAGAGUCUUCGAUGCAGUAGUAUGAUUGUAAGAACACAUUGCUUCCUGCUGUUGUUUGUCCCCGCCUGCUUGCCGUCUACAGAACAGAUCGAAGUGCUGGAUUGGGUUGACAGCAAGGGCGGAUAUGCUCAUCUGUCUGUGGGCACAGUCAAUGAUGCAGGGCUGAGAGGCACCCUCGCAACGCGAGACAUAGCCGAAGGAGAGACCUUGGCAUACAUUCCAAGGGAGCUCAUUGUCGAAUUUGGGGCGCCAGCGCAUGAUAAGCCACCAGAGAACGCCGCGCGGCUGCUGGCGCGGCAGCGGAGGGACCCAGCCUGGCACGCGGCGUUCCUGCCCUACUGGCGCAGUCUGCCCGCCCCCGCCAGCCGGGCAAUAUUCUGCAAGGAGAUGUUCACGCAGCGCCACAGAGACCUGCUGCAGGACGCCGAGAUGGCGGCGGUGGUGGUUGAGGAGACAGGGGUGGCGAGGCAGGUCUACAACGGCAGCAGCAGCUGGUGGCAGCGAUGGCUGGGGCAGGCGCCACCUGUCAGCCUGCAAGGUCUGCUGCCAGAAGGAGCCGCGCAUAAAAUCUCCUGGCAAGAGUUUGCCCACACAACCUGCCACGUGGGCGCAUAUGGGUUUGGCUGCCGGGGCGCGUGGGGCGGGCGGCGGGUGUGCUUGGUGCCAUUGCUGGACCUAAUGAAUCAUGCUGCUCCGGACCUGGCGAAUGUGAUUGUGCACCAGGAUGAAGGGAACGGCUCUUACGGGUGCACCGCCACGCGCGCGAUACGGGCCGGCGAGGAGGUCACGCAGACGUACUCAGCAGCGGCGCUGAGGAGCGAUUACUCACUGCUGCACUACGGCUUCGUCCUGGAUUCCGAGCGGCCGCUGCUGGCAGGCCUGGAUCACAUGGCGCGCUUCGAGCACGACAACGAUGACUUAUACCUGCAGCACCAGAGCCUGAUGUCACAUGAGGAGGCACAACGGCUCAGUGGCAUUCUGGCAUCGUUCCCCACAACAGAGGCGGAAGAUCUGCAGCUGCUGCAAGGCACGGGUGCAAUAUUCGUCCCACCCGAAGACCUUCGCUUGAGACGUGUUUCCGAGGUUGUCCCAGUCAAUCGGGAGCUUGUUGGUAUAUAG
Molecule: messenger RNA, 1248 nt
Organism: Coccomyxa subellipsoidea C-169
Lineage: Eukaryota; Viridiplantae; Chlorophyta; Trebouxiophyceae; Coccomyxaceae
Product: SET domain-containing protein
Exons: 9
Coding region: 112-1248 (378 amino acids)
Molecular function (GO): protein binding
Source: RefSeq, a predicted model, not a curated record